Molecule: messenger RNA, 5327 nt
Organism: Helicoverpa zea (corn earworm)
Lineage: Eukaryota; Metazoa; Arthropoda; Insecta; Lepidoptera; Noctuidae
Product: neural Wiskott-Aldrich syndrome protein-like
Exons: 11
Coding region: 263-1711 (482 amino acids)
Biological process (GO): actin filament organization
Molecular function (GO): actin binding
Source: RefSeq, a predicted model, not a curated record
AAGUCAGAAUUUAUUCACAUACGGAUGUCGAGAGAGAAAGUGAAUUAAAAGAGGAUUUUUUCGAGUUUAUUAUGUUUAAACAGUGAAAUGAGCAUUUCUGUAUUGUGAGAAAUGCUCUUAUUUUCGUUUAAGGAUUAUAGUGUGUGCCAAAUAACAACUAGUUAUUUGGCUUUAAAAUGUUGGAAAGUCAGGGCGAUUGACACAUCGUUCCUCGCAUGUUUAAAGUAAUUUUUAGGUGUGUUUUGUUGAAUUAGUGUACAGGAUGCCGAGGGGAGAGAACAGAGCGAGCAUCCUGUUAUCUCGGGAAGAGAAUGAACAGGUGUUCAGUUUGAUUGGACCAAAAUGCCAGAGUCUGGCAACAGCCGUGGUCCAGCUAUUCACGACAGAAGAUCCUUCGCACUCGAAAUGGAAGAAGAAGGACACAGGUGUACUUUGCCUGAUAAAGGACAAUGGGAAGAGAUCGUACUUCUUCCGAAUAUAUUGUCUGUACCGCAAGGCGAUGAUAUGGGAGCAAGAAGUCUACCUCCAGAUCGAAUACAAGAACCCACGGCCGUUCUUGCACACUUUCGAGGCAGAGGAAUAUAUGGCCGCAUUCAAUUUUGCAAACGAAAAUGAAGCAAACAUCCUUAGAAAUAUACUACUCGAGAAAAUUGAACUCAGGAAAAUCAGACGAGAAGAACGGCGGCACCGCUCGAUGGUAUCAGCCCGCAGCAGCGGCAGCGGCCCCCCUCCCCCGCGCCAGAACGGCACCCUCCCCCCGCCGCCGCCCGAGCCCGCGCCCUCGCCGGCAUACGUGCCGCCGCCGCCGCAGCCGCAGCCCCAGCCUGUCAAGACUAACCAUAGUCUUGGAAGUUACACAUUAAAAAGUAAUAAGAAACAGAAGGGUCGGAAACUAACGAAAGCUGACAUCGGCGUGCCGCAGAACUUCAAACACAUAUCACAUGUCGGCUGGGAUGCUAAUAAAGGCUUCGACUUGGACAAUGCUCCGAACGCGGACGAGUUGCGCUCGUUCUUCACGAAGGCCGGAGUGUCGGAGACGCAGCUACAAGACCAGGAGACCAGAGAGUUUAUAUAUGAUUUCAUUGAGAUGCAUGGGGGGCUGCCAGCUGUUAAACAGGACUUGGAUAAUGUUAAGGCAUCCCGCGCGCCGCCGCCGCCGCCCGCGCGCGCCGUGCCGCCGCCGCCCGCGCACCGCGCCGCGCCGCCGCGCCCGGCACAACCAGUAUCAUCAGGACCACCAUCAGUGCCUCCUCCCCCCCCCCCCGGCACGGCGCCGCCUCCCCCGCCGCCGAUGUCCGCGGCGCCGCCCGUGGCCCCGCCCCCUCCGCCGCCGCCAGCACCUCCAGCCCCGCCCCCGGCGCCCGCCACCCCGCCCCCGCCGGCUGAGGCUGCGGCCGCAGACCCGAGAGCUGCACUUAUGGAGAGUAUUCGAAGCGGCUCCAAGACACUCAAGCGUGUGGAACCGGCGGCUAAGCCGGCAGUCGUGGAUGACAGCAGGAGUAACUUACUUAGCGAGAUCAGGCAGGGCGUUGAGCUGCGAUCCGUGUCCCGGUCGGGCAGCAACAGCGGCAGCGAGCGCAAGGGAGCCCGGCCUGCCUGCGGCCUGGCUGAAGCGUUACAGCGAGCCCUCGAAGAACGCUCUCGCGCCAUACACUCCUCCGACUCCGAGCUCUCCGACGCCACCACCAGCGACGGCGAGUGGGACGACUGAUUGCCUUAACCACCCUCUUGUAACAACAAAAACGUUCAGAUAUCGUCUAUAUCUAAUGUAUGAAAAACCAGACUACACAAUAACUAACCUGGGUUAUGAAGAAAAACUUUCAGCUGCCGUCUACAUCUCAUGUAUGUAUGAAAAACGAGACUAUAGAUGCCAUCAAAAGUAAUUUGAAAAAUGAUCAGAACAUACACAUUCAGCUACCGUCUAUAGCUAAUUUAUAAAAAUGAAGACUUUAGAUGCCGUCAAUUGUAAUUUCAAAAUUGAUCAUGUCUGUAAUGAGAAUACUACUAGAUGUUUUCGGGAAAAAUCUUACACAUUCAGGCAGAAGUCUUAUAAUAAGUAUGCACAAUGGAGUCGACAGUAAAGAGUUAACAUGUUCGAAACGAGGGCUAGUCCCACUCGCACCUCCAUUACUCGGUUCCGUACCCUUAAAAUGGCCAAAAAAUUACUUUAGUUGUAUGGGAAACCCUCAAAAUAUUUUCAUAUAUUGUUGUAGUUUUCAGUAUUUUUGAUUAUUAACUAUUAAGAAUCGUGAGAUAUUGUCGAUGACAAACAGACAGCAAAGUCUUAGCAAUAAAGUCCAAUUUAUCCCUUUGAGUACGGAACCCUAAAGAUUAUUGUGUCUGUAAAGUCAGAUAUUUUGCAAAACACCUUCAGAUGUUGGCAGAAGUUUUAUCGACGUGUAUCAAGGAGUCGACAAUACGUAGUAAACAAUUUUGAUAAAACGAAAAUUGUAAGCAAAGUUAUAAACUGUUAAAGUAAUACUUUCGCCAUAUUGUCCGGAUAGUGACAGCCAAAAUAGGUCGCUCUGAUACCAAUCUAUAUUAUUACUAACUUAUCUUUGCGCCUCUUAUGAAAAUUAGACAUUUCUAAUUAUUCUCUAAUUAUAGUUUUCGUCCAAUCUGACGUGGGAAAAUUAUCAUCUAGCCGAAGAAUCUAUUUUGAACUAAAACUCGUCCUUUAGCCAUGGCAAACCCACUACGUAGAUAUCCACCAUGACAAAUAUCCAAUUAAUUUUUACCUGGGUUCAGCAAAUAUUCGUCCCAUUUUCUAUUUAUUGCUAUUUGUAGAAAAUAUAAUCAAAUCCCUCCAAACAGGGCGGAGUACCUUGCGUCCGAGUAUCGUGAGACACAAGUUAGGGUUCGUACAUAUUAGCAAAACCACGUCAAAUGUCCAUGUGUAUGCACCCUUAGCGCCGAGACACGCAGGCCGCGGUAAAUUUUACGAUCAUACGAGUUUAUUUAAAUCCUAGUCAAGGAAUUUGUUGACAUAAUUAUUAUACAUGAACGUUUUGAUCAUUCUUCUGGUCGCGUUAUAAUUUAAAACGUCUAAUACAUAUAUUAUUAAGUAUUUAACUAACAAGUAUCAGUGUAUAAGGUUUAUUUUAAAACUUUAAUGACCAUUUAAAAGUAUUCGGUAAAUUUCUUAUAAUCAACAUUUACAUUCUUGUUCUAUCAAAUCAAUAACGCUAGGUUUGUUUAUUAACGUAUUAAAUUAUAUUAUACAUACUUAAAUCAGUCAUAAAACUAUGUAUUCUUUUAAAAGUAUUAGUUUGUAACAGGCAGGAACUUGGAGAAAAUUGCGCUAUAUAGAUGUGUUGGAUUGCAUAUAAAAAGUGUCUUAUGUGCGUCAUAAUAUGUAUAGAAAUAAAUUAAGCUCUUUGUUUUCUGUUAAAUUCUUAAUUAAAAAUAAUUUAAUAUUAAUUAGGCUUUUUAAAAAUCUUUUGUCUUUUAUAAAAAUGUGUGCCAGAGUAGCUAGUAGCGGAGUAAUUGCUGACAAAUCGUUGAAGUUAUACAUUUUAAUGAUAUAACAGUUUUACUCUGCCCUAGUGUAUGAAUUUACUUCAGUUCAAAUGUGAUAUUGGAAUAACUGUGCUCAGCAAUAUUUUCUCUUGUAUUAAGUCAAGCAUUUAAAUAUAGGUGUUUUACAUAGUGCAUUGAAUGUCUUUACUGGUUCUUAGUUCGAGGCAAUCGACAGUAAGAAUGUAGUUUAACAUUCAGCUAGUACACAGAGUACGCCUCGGCGCUCAAACGAUGCCUCGAGUUAAGAAACUAUUUAAAAUCUAUUUUUAUUAGUGUCAUGUGAAUAUUUUUAUAUAAUUAAUUAAUUACUUUUGAUAAUAAAUGCUACAAGUUAUUAAUAUUUUUAUUAAAAUAAUAAUUGUUUUGAAUGUUACGUUUGUGAAGCCGUAGAAAGAAUACGUUGAAUUUUAUUCCUUUCAGAACUAUUUCGAACACUUAUUUAGAAUGUAUAAGGAAGUGAAGCACAUUGAUAUCGCCUUAAUACAAUACCAAUUUCAAAACAAAGGCUGACGUACUCUUUCAACGAGAUCACUUAUAUAUUUUAUAGAAUCGAUGUAAAAUGUGUAUAUAAAUGUAGUAGGUAAAUUCUAAUAGAAUAAUGCUGUAAAUGACUGAAAGAAAUUCGACGGUGAUUGUAGGAUUCGAUGUGUGUACUGAGAGUUAUCAUAUUCUUGUAAAAAAUAGCAGUUGCUGUCACACCUAAGCGAUCAUAAAUGCUUGAAAUUCACAAAAUACGGUCUCUGUAUUCAAAAACAUUACUGAUAUACAAGUUUCAAAGCACACACUUGAAAGUAGCUAGCUAAUAGAAAUACUAAAGUACUACAAAAUCGAAUAUUCGAUGUUUGAAUUAUCGAUAGUUUCACUUGACGCUUUAAUUACUGCUCACGUUGUUCUAUCGAUACUAGAGAUGUGUAUGAAUACCUUUAUCGAAAUCGAUUUCAUUUGUAAUAUUUUUUCUUAAAUCAUAAAAGGUAUAUUUUUGCAUAAAGUAAACUGCGUUAUUUCGUGUUAUUUUUUCAAUUGAAAAGUUAAUAUUUUUAUUACGGUUUCAAAUAAAAUAAUAAAGUUUAUUUUCUGGCAAGUCGUAUAUUUCUUUUAAUUUUUUAUGACUAAUAAGUAUAUUAAGGUAGAUAGAAAAUCGAACAGAAUAACUUAUGAAAGAAUUCUGCUGUUGAUUUUUGCAGUGUAUGUAUAACGCAAGCAAUCAAACUACAAACGGUCUUUAUGAUGCAUAGCAUACUGCAGUUAUAAAAUGCCUGGUGCAGAUAACUGCAUACAAACUUCAUGUUUUGCAUAUUCGAUGUACACAUUUAUACUCAGCAUAAUCAAUCAUAAUACAACCCUGGUAUUUAAGAAUUAAAUUCACCAAUACUUGUAUUACUCGGUCCCAAAUCAGAUCCGCAUGUACUAGCCUUUUAGUUAAACUAGUGUAAGGGUUACGACUUAUGUAUCUUAAUAAAUAACGAUAGAUAUUUUUAUAACUAUCAACGUUUACGAUUUAUGUAAUGUACCUGUAACACCCGAGAACUUGUGGAUGGCUGGUUAACUGAGGUGAGGAAGGAAAUUAGAUUCUAAAACGUUAGAAGGUUGAGCUAAUCUUCUCUUUCGCAUUGGAAUAUAGAAGACUUUAGUGACAAAAACAUGUGCAAUAGAUAACAAUUUUGAAGCAUUUCCUUGUAAGGAAUCCGCAGUUUGUCUUUUAGUGUCGUGACUGCAGUAAAAAUGUUUUCUGCAGAUAAACUAAUGUUAGCUCAGUUAAUCAGUUAUAAAUGAGGAUGUUGACUAAAUAAACAUUAUUAAAAUUUCAA